CAGGCGCUUGCUUUUUAGGGUCAACUGUGCCAGAAAACAGAGCACCACGACCGCAGUGGGAAGUGCAAAGGCCCUGAGGCAGGAAGAUUCUGGAGUGGUUGAGGAACUGAAAGAAGGCAGUGGCCACCAUCAGCUGCCUUACACUGAACUGCCACCUCGGCCUCAAGCAGACGGUUCAGGCCCCAGAAAGGGUGUGUGGACUGCAGGCCCCACAGCCAGCCUGCACAAUGCCCACCUGGAGGGCCCUGUUCCUGCUCUGGGCUGCCGCGGAGGCCACCACGGACUGCCCUGCACAGUGCACCUGCCAGGCCCUGGAAACCAUGGGGCUGUGGGUGGACUGCAGGGGCCGGGGGCUCACAGCCCUGCCCGCCCUGCCAGCCCACACCCGCCACCUCCUGCUGGCCAACAAUAGCCUUAGCUCCGUGCCUGCAGGCGCCUUUGACUACCUGCCCCAGCUGCAGACCCUCGACGUGACACAGAACCCCUGGCACUGUGACUGUAGCCUCACGUACCUGCGCCUUUGGCUGGAGGACCACAUGCCCGAGGCCCUGCUGCAAGUCCACUGUGCCAGCCCCCACUUUGCCACCUCCCGCCCACUGGGCCUGCUGACCGGCUACGAGCUAGGCAAUUGUGGCUGGCAGCUGCGGUCGUCCUGGGCCCACCUGGGGAUCUGGUGGGAUGUGGCUCUCGUUGUCGUGGCCACACUGGGCCUGGCUCUCCUGGCUGGCCUGCUGUGUGUGACCCCAAAUUCCUAGACUGAGCCCAGACCUCUGGGGUCAUCCCCAGGCCAGGCAGCCAGGCCCUGGGCCUCUCCCCAGAUGCCACCAGCCCUGGUCAGACCAUAACUCAAAGUAAACUGGCUGCUCAGCCAUUUUAUCCAAGCUCAGAUUUUUUUAUUUUUUACCCUCUCAGCAUUCAAGUCUGGCUCCUUCUAGAAACUUGGGUCCAUUGUGUUAGAACCAGAUAUCAGCUGGAGCUCCUCUGUUCCCCAGGUUCCUGGUAAAACGGGCUGUCCUGCCUCCUCACCAGCCACCCCCAAUGCACGAUCUCUGGAUGCCUGAGGCCUUCCCCGGCGCCCACCAAGUCCUGCAGCCCCAGUUCUCACACCCUCGUCUGUCCACCAGCACCUGCUUCCCACACAGGCCACCCAGACUGAUUUCACAUCACUCUUCAGCCCCUGUCUGAAUUCCACAGAAAGCUGGUUCUCACAACACAGCACGAAGUGGAGACCCUGGGCAGGAAGAAAGGAGGGGGUUCCACCUCUGCAACAGGUGGACCUUGAAAAGCUAGUCCUUGUUCUGAAAAUGGCCUUUAGCCACUCUGCCCCGGCCACAAAGCCAUCUGGGCUCACCUGGGCCCUUUCCUUUCUCCUCUCCUACACGCUUUCUCUCCUUUCCUUCCUCUCUACCCCUCUUCUUCAGAAACAAAACAACAAACUCCUCCCUUGCUCAGGGAAACAACUGCCCCAAAGCGCUGACAUCAGACACACGCAAAGUCUGGACUCCCAGUUCCACCCCAAGCAACAGUCACCAAAUUCUUCCAACAAGACCCUUUUCUCCCUCAGAGGAAUUCUAGUGCCAGCAGUUUAGAUAAACUUCUCUCCACCAAAUGAGAUAACAUUCACAGGCCUGCGACUGGCCAACCCAAAUCCAAAUAUAAUUACACCAAGGUCUUUCCCUCAAGGAUCUCCACGUGGCUGGCCUGUGGCUCAGAGGGUGCCAUGAGGAAGGCCACGGGGACACUGAGCACCAGUGGAGGGCACUGACCCACCCAGGUGAGGCUGGAACAGGAGCCUCAAACUCAGGGGAGGGGCUGGGCAAUAGGUAGUGGUGGAGAUUGUGGAAAACUAGAGCGCCCCCGUUUCAUCCAAAGAGGCACGGCUGAACACUGCCAUGAGGACACAGGGACCCAGAAUGUCUUCCCACCCUUCCAGAGAGGCUGGAAAUCUAAAUGUUUACAUGAAACCCCCAACUUAUUCAAGCA
Messenger RNA from Manis javanica (Malayan pangolin), 1983 nucleotides. NCBI's taxonomy places the organism in Eukaryota, Metazoa, Chordata, Mammalia, Pholidota, Manidae. The record is from RefSeq and is a predicted model, not a curated record.